Hyaloscypha bicolor E is the source of this 1933-nucleotide messenger RNA. RefSeq lists its product as uncharacterized. NCBI's taxonomy places the organism in Eukaryota, Fungi, Ascomycota, Leotiomycetes, Helotiales, Hyaloscyphaceae. The coding region runs from base 111 to 1838 and encodes 575 amino acids. The transcript is spliced from 3 exons. The record is from RefSeq and is a predicted model, not a curated record.
UGUACCUACAGAGCCCGCAAGAUUCAACCCCCCUCCUCUACGCUACAACCACAUUUUCGUCUCACACGGGCAUUGUUUUCUUCUCGCCAUCGCCCUCGCCAGUACCAGCUAUGGGAGACCUGAAGGCUGACCUUGAAUCUGCCAAGCGGGCACGGGAGGCGCUUGAGAGUGAGGUUGCAAGGCUGCGAGACGAUCUCAAACACGCCGAUGAAAAACAGAAAGAACUCGAGAGAUGCAUCACCGAGGGGCAGGACAACGCCGCGGCCAUGGCCUUCAGGAACGAGUCGCUCACGCGACAGCUCGAAGAGGGGCGAUGGGAAAUGGGGGCUGCCAAUAUGGAAGUCGCCAGACUGAGGGCGGACAACGACACGCUGAAUCGUCAGUUCCUGGACGCGCAGAAACACAGCAGUGACGCGGCCGUCAACGCAAACCGCGCAUGGGGGUUGGUCAACGAGCGCGACAGAGAACUCGCCUUCCUGCGCGGAUAUGUCGCCUACCUCGAGCAAACCUCGGCCGGUAGCAGAGAAGCAUCCCAAGCCGCAUUCAGCAACAUGGAAGCCUUCUACCGUAACCGACUAAGCUUCAUGGGCUCAAAGAACCAAGAACUUCAGGCCAAUCUCGGCAAGCUCUACCAGUUUUUCCGGAAGGCCAAUCUCGAAGAAGUGUCGAAAAGCAACGAGGCAACUGCACAGCUCACAAAGGCCCGUGCCGAUGUGAUCGCCGUCCAGCAGCACCUGUUCACCCUCCGGCAGAGACUUGCAUUCAAGAACGAAGAGCUCAAAGCUGCCAAGAGUACGUCAGAGAAACUGGCCAGCAGCCGCGACGAGCUCAGGGAAAUGAUGGCGGCCAUGCAGGAGAAAGACGAGGAGACGGCCAGGAACAAGGAGAAGAACCGGGCCAAGGCCAAGAAGGAGCGGUCCGCAGCCCAGGAGCGAACGAAGGUGGAGCUCGAGCGCCUCGAGAGCAAGAUUCAAGAGCAGGAGGAAGAUGUGCGGGAGCGGCAGGCGACCCAGGAAAAGCUCGAGGGCGAGUUGAACGCUGAGAUGGCGCGCCAGGAGGAGCUCAAGACAGCCCUGAAGGUGGCCGAGAGCGAGGCCGCCCGCUACAAGGAUAUCGCCGAGGGCCUGCAGCGCCAGAAGGAACUGUGGAUGAAGAUGGACGAAAACGACGCCCUCUGGAAGGCCAACGCCAAGCUGAAUGGCUACAGCUUUGGCAGCGCGCACAUCAUACUCGAGCAGCUUGGGCGCAACAAGGGCUUCCUCUUUGUCCGCAUUCUCGAGGGUGUGCACGAGCGCCUGCAAAAAGCAAUGGAAGCAGGAAGCACGCGUGAGGCGAACGACGCCGUCGACAAUAUUACAAUCUUCCUGGAGGCUGCCGUGGACCGGAUCAAUGACUACGUGUCCCUGGUGAUCCAUGACAUGACGGCCAUCAUGGCCAUGAUCACGGAUAUCAACAAGUUCAUGCCCAUCAAGAUCGACAACAGGAGAGACAUAACCCAGAUGCAUCGCAUGUGCCAAGGGGUGCGGGCCCUCAAGGACGAUGUGGUGCCGCUACUCGAAGACGGGAAGAAAAUUAUCGAAAGAAGGGGUUGGGCUGGGGCUGUGGUUGGGGGUCCAAUGCUGGAGUCUUCAAAGCCCCGGCCACUUCUCACGGACGGCAGCUCCCUGGAGACUUUCACAACGGUGCAGUCGGUUCUGGAGGCGCCGCCGCAGGCCACCAGGCAGCUGGUGGACCGUCUGGUACAGCCGGGGGGGGGGCGGUUGGUCCUAAACCCAACGACACAGCUGGGGAUGAUCGGCGAUUUUAUAACCACACUUUUCGGUUCGAAGAAGUCUUAAGGCGAGUCUCUAGGGAUGCCCGGGUCAUGCUGAGGCAUCCCGGCUCUAUUUCAACCCUCUGGCAGUCUGCCUUCGACAUGAUGCAGUUGAGAAGC